UUCAGUUUUACAGCUUUUUGUGUAUUGAAUUUGAGUAUAAAAUACUCUGUUUUUACUGAAUUUUAACUUGGGUCUCUGUCUGUGUAGCUCUGGCUAAGCUGUGAGCUCAACAAUCCUCCUGCCUCUACCUCCAAGUGCUAGGAUUUACAGGGUUAUCUCUUCAGCAGACUAUGAGCUCCUUGAAAGAAAGAAUCGUGUCUUACUCAUCUUUGUGUCCCCAGUGUCUAGUACAGUUCCUGAUACAUAACAUAAACUGAAUUUUGGGACAUGGCCACUGCUUCACCACGGUCUGAUAGUAGUGAUAACCACAGUGGAAGGUUACAGUUACAGGUAACUGUUUCUAGUGCCAAACUAAAAAGAAAAAAGAACUGGUUUGGAACAGCAAUAUAUACAGAAGUAACUGUUGAUGGAGAAAUUAAAAAAACAGCAAAAUCCAGUAGUUCUUCUAAUCCAAAGUGGGAUGAACAGCUGACUGUAAAUGUGACCCCACAGACAACCUUAGAAUUUCGAGUUUGUAGUCAUCACACUUUGAAAGCAGAUGCUUUAUUAGGAAGAGCAAUGGUGGAUUUAAAACAAGUCCUUUUAACGCACAAUAGAAAAUUGGAAAAAGUGAAGGAACAGUUAAAACUCUCUUUGGAAAACAAGAACGGCAUAGUACAAACUGGUGAGCUAACAGUUGUACUUGAUGGACUGGUGAUCGAGCCAGAAAAUCUAGCAAAUUGUAGCUCCUCUCCAACAAUAGAAAUACAACAAAAUGGGGAUGCCUUACAUGAAGAUGGAGACCCUUCGGCAAGGACAACUACCAGGUUGGCUCUUGAAGGUACUAAUGGAAUAGAUAAUCAUGUACCUACAAAUACUGUCAUCUCAAACUCGUGCUGUUCGUAUGUAGUUAAUGGAGACAACACACCUUCAUCCCCGUCUCAGGUUGCUGCCAGACCCAAAAAUACACCAGCUCCAAAACCACUCACCUCCGAGCCUGCCAAUGACACUGUUAACGGAGAAUCAUCUUCAUCUGCACUAACUGCUAAUGCUUCUGCCAUGGGCACUCCAGUACCAUCGGAAGAACCCACAUUGACUUCAGAGUGCAUUAGCACUACCAUCGAAGGUUCUUCUGUUCAGGAGCUACUGGCAUCCUCAGAACACAAUGAAUGUAUUCCUUCUGUCAGUACAGAAUUGGGAUCUGAAACUCAGAACGUAUUAGACCUUAACUCCUCUAAUUCUGGAAGUAGUUCUGCUUUUGACAAAUUAAGGCAAUCAGAUGGAUGUGUGGAGCCUCUUCGGCAGCAGUCUGGGAAUGCAAACACAGAGUCUUUGCCAUCAGGAUGGGAACAGAGAAAGGACCCUCAUGGUAGAACCUAUUAUGUGGAUCAUAAUACUCGAACUACCACAUGGGAGAGACCACAGCCUUUACCCCCAGGUUGGGAAAGAAGAGUUGAUGACCGUGGGAGAGUGUACUAUGUGGAUCAUAACACCAGAACAACAACAUGGCAGCGUCCCACCAUGGAGUCUGUUCGAAACUUUGAACAGUGGCAAUCUCAGCGGAACCAAUUGCAGGGAGCUAUGCAACAGUUCAACCAACGAUACCUCUAUUCGGCUUCAAUGUUGGCUGCAGAAAAUGACCCGUAUGGACCUUUACCACCAGGUUGGGAAAAAAGAGUGGAUUCAACUGACAGGGUUUACUUUGUGAAUCACAAUACAAAAACAACCCAGUGGGAAGAUCCUAGGACUCAAGGCUUACAGAAUGAAGAACCUCUGCCAGAAGGCUGGGAAAUUAGGUAUACUCGGGAAGGUGUUAGGUAUUUUGUUGAUCAUAACACAAGGACAACAACAUUCAAAGAUCCUCGCAAUGGGAAGUCAUCUGUAACAAAAGGUGGUCCACAGAUUGCUUAUGAACGCAGCUUUAGGUGGAAACUUGCUCACUUCCGUUAUUUGUGCCAGUCUAAUGCACUUCCCAGUCAUGUAAAGAUCAAUGUGUCCCGGCAGACGUUAUUUGAAGAUUCCUUCCAACAGAUUAUGGCAUUAAAACCAUAUGACUUGAGGAGGAGAUUAUACGUAAUAUUUAGAGGAGAAGAAGGACUUGAUUAUGGAGGUCUGGCAAGAGAAUGGUUUUUCUUGCUUUCACAUGAAGUUUUGAACCCAAUGUAUUGCUUAUUUGAAUAUGCGGGCAAAAACAACUAUUGUCUACAGAUAAAUCCAGCAUCAACCAUAAAUCCAGACCAUCUUUCGUAUUUCUGUUUCAUUGGUCGCUUUAUUGCAAUGGCACUAUUUCAUGGGAAGUUUAUUGAUACUGGUUUUUCUUUACCAUUCUACAAGCGUAUGCUAAGUAAAAAACUUACUAUUAAGGAUCUGGAGUCUAUUGAUACUGAAUUUUAUAACUCUCUUAUCUGGAUAAGGGAUAACAACAUAGAAGAAUGUGGCUUAGAAAUGUACUUUUCUGUUGACAUGGAGAUUUUAGGAAAAGUCACUUCACAUGACCUGAAGUUGGGAGGUUCCAAUAUUCUGGUGACUGAGGAAAACAAAGAUGAAUAUAUUGGUUUAAUGACAGAAUGGCGUUUUUCUCGAGGAGUACAAGAACAGACCAAAGCUUUCCUUGAUGGUUUUAAUGAAGUUGUUCCCCUUCAGUGGCUACAAUACUUCGAUGAAAAAGAAUUGGAGGUUAUGUUGUGUGGCAUGCAGGAGGUUGACUUAACAGAUUGGCAGAGAAAUACAGUUUAUCGACAUUAUACAAGAAACAGCAAGCAAAUUAUUUGGUUUUGGCAGUUUGUGAAAGAGACAGACAAUGAAGUAAGAAUGCGACUAUUGCAGUUUGUCACUGGAACCUGCCGAUUACCUCUAGGAGGAUUUGCUGAGCUCAUGGGAAGUAAUGGGCCUCAAAAGUUUUGUAUUGAAAAAGUUGGCAAAGACACCUGGUUACCAAGAAGCCAUACAUGUUUUAAUCGCUUGGAUCUACCACCAUAUAAGAGUUAUGAACAACUAAAGGAAAAACUUCUUUUUGCAAUAGAAGAGACAGAGGGAUUUGGACAAGAAUGAAUGUGGCUUCUUGUCUUGGAGGAGCUCUUGCAUUUAAAUACCCAGCCAAGAAAAAUUGCACAGAUAGUGUAUAUAAGCUGUUCAUUCUGUACAGUGAAUUUUCUGAACCUCUCAAAGUAUAAAUGUUUUCCAUUCUUCCACAGAAAUAUGUAAAACAGUUCAUCGUUUUCUACUUUAUUUAUUUUUCCCUUGAAAUGACUGACCAGGAAAAAAAAUCAUCCUUAAAUUUUGAAGCAAGACUUUAUUAAAAAUAAGUAUAUAUCUAUAUAAACAUAUAUGAUUGUGGCUCUAGUUUUAUAGAGCUCCAAGUAUUAAACAUGCCAGCUGUUCCUUCAUAAAGGUAUGAUUUGCUUUACCUUUUCUGUUGUCCGGGGAGAAGUGCAAAUUGUCCCAUGGUCAUCUCUCUUAGGUAAUCAUUCCUAAGGGUAUUUAGUUGCAUGGCUGUUCAGGAAGGUAUUAAGGGCUUAUGCCAAAUCUUACCUGACUAUAUUAAAAAUGCUGCUGGCUUUUAUGAAGACAGGUGCUUGAACCUGUCCAUUUGUUUUAAAUGAAUAUUUGAAAAACUCCCUCUUUGCUCUAUCAGUAAUAACAGUUAAAGUAAUGAAUGAAAUCUUAACUUACAUGGAGCUCAUGUACUCAAUCCAAUAACUGUUAAGAGAUUGGGAAGAACUCAUUGAGCAAUGUAGAGAUGUGUUUACAUGUUUCUUUGGGAUGUUAGGUAUUUAUGGAAUUUUAAAGAAUCAGGCAUUUCUGUACUUGUUUUUUUUUUCAAUGUGAUGUUCUUCAGAUCUACUAGUAAUAAAUUGAUAGUUUGAUAUUUAGGAACAUAAAAAUGGUAAUGUGGACUCUGCCACUUUUGUUUGUGUCCAAGCUUUGGCAUUAUAAAAACAGAUAGAUUGAAUAAAAACAGAUGAGUUGAAAAGUUGCAUAAACAUUUAAACAGACUAAGGACUUUCUAUUACUGUUUGAAUAGCCUAGUUGUUAUCAGACUUAUGAAAAUUCUGUUCAGUUAAAUGAGCAUAUAAAAAAUCUAUUUCUUCUAUUCCCAAUUUUCUAAUUAAGUUAAUUUUGUCCAAAUAACAUUUUUCAUGAUAAGAGUAUUUGGUAAACUGUAAGAUACAAAUAAAAUCUGAGGUGACUGAUAAUGCUGGUUUUAGCACAGUGGGUUUCCCAAUUAUAUAUAAAAUUACAGUUUCAUUUGUAUCAUGCUUCCAGUAUAUACUAUAAAUUUCAUUGACUUAAAUUUUUUUAAUAAGAACUGAUUUCUUAGAAUGUUACCUGUAAAUACUGCACUGCGUGCAUACAGAACAUACCAGUAUACAACUUAAUUUCUAAACACUAGUUUUUGUUUUGCCAAAAUUUUAUUUUUCUACACAUUUUAGAUUGCCCUGCAUUUUUAUUCACAAUUCAUAGUAAAGAUGAAAUAAAGACAGUGAUCCAUUUAGUUGAGUAGAAUCCUUUCUCAGAUCCUAAUUACAAACUUUCUGCUUAUUUUCAAGCUUAAAGAAAUUGUUUUCUAACAUUUAACAGGUUAUUCAAUAGUCUUCAAAGGACUGCUUAAAGUUUGUUCAUAAGACAGAAAGCGCCUUGCUAUAUGAAUUUACCUAUCACGGAAGUCAUUGUAUGUCAUCUGGUGGAUAUAUGUUAGACUAAUACCUUUGCAAAAAAAGAAAAAAAGUGCCUCGCAGGUAGGCAUUCAGGGUAUAGGCCCCUCUUGUAUGAAGUUGCAGUAUAUCAGAUAAGGCUAUCAGGUGAGGCUACACAGAGCCCACCUCAGCUUUCUGCUUUCUAAAGACUACACACUUCACUAUACCUUUCUACUUUUCAUACCUAAUUACAUAAAAAGCAACCUUACAGAAAGACUGUCAUUUACAUAGUGACAGUCAGAAAGCCCAAGAAAAAUGUAGUUCACUCCUCUCUUCCAAUCCCUCCUCUGAGCUAGAUAAGCAACAGAUAUUAGCACAAAAUUCAUUGUGCUUAAAUACAGCUCGUGAGGAAAUGCAGGACAGGGAGGCUCUCAUGCGGGUUCACGUUACAUUUUGCUUACAUACCCACUAAAAAUAUUGUAAGCCUAGGGAAUGUACACAGUUUCAUCCAUCAGAUCAGUCUGUUCUCCAGGUAAAGCUACCAUUGCUUUGAUUUGUACUUUUGCUGAACAGUUGAAGGUAAAAAUAUUCACAGAACAUUUUUCAUAAUGACUUUAAAUGCCUAGAACUUCUUCACCUGAAAUCUAGAUUAAGAUGGUGUGUUCACCUCAUUGCCAGGCAACCUUGCUUCUAUGUGAGGUUAAAAAUGACCCUGAUAAACUGCAUCUGAAAUUUUAAUAAGUCCCCAGAUCUGUAAUAAUUAGAUCUAUAAUGAGGAUUUUCCUUGAGUAAGAAAACUCUUACAACUGCCUGGCCCUUAUGAAGACCCUGAGCUUGGUGAGAUGAUGUUUGUUUAGAGCACAAUAUGGAUAUUGUUUACACUGCUGGUAAGAGGCCUUCUGAUAGAAAGCCCAAGGUCAACCUGCUGGCCAGUUAUGGUUCCUGCCCUACUACUUUCUAAGUAAAUUUGUCAAAUAUAGGUUGAGUCCUAAUGAAUAUUGCAGAAGCAAAACAUAAUCUCUUGUUGAAUUAUGUGAAUGAGAAAAUAAAAUUUUUCUUCUAACAACACUA
Molecule: messenger RNA, 5687 nt
Organism: Dipodomys ordii (Ord's kangaroo rat)
Lineage: Eukaryota; Metazoa; Chordata; Mammalia; Rodentia; Heteromyidae
Gene: Wwp1
Product: WW domain containing E3 ubiquitin protein ligase 1
Exons: 26
Coding region: 268-3030 (920 amino acids)
Biological process (GO): ubiquitin-dependent protein catabolic process
Molecular function (GO): ubiquitin protein ligase activity; protein binding
Source: RefSeq, a predicted model, not a curated record